CAAAGUCCAGCUGAUAAUAACAGUUUAUAGUGGAAAUGUCCAUAUGUUUAUUAAUUGCAGCGUGUUGUGAGCCUGUUUGACAGACAAACAGACAAACAACAGACAUGCAGCCGUCUGUUGAGUCUCUGGUCCGCCUGCUGGAGUCAUACAGAGGACGGGAUAAAGUUAUCAGGACGUUCUGUUACGGCUCCCAGCUGCUGGGCGGAGCUUUGUCUCUGUCUCGGAGGACAGAAACAGGAAACAGAAACGUUUCAUGGCAGCGACUUGGUAAAAGUCUGCUGCUGUUCUCUGCUCAGCUCAGCCACUGCCGCACCGUGCUCAGGCUGUUUGAUGACCUGUCCAUGCUGGCCUACUCCCAGAGCUACGGGCUAGGAGGAGGGGAGGAGGAUGCAGGUGUGCGCUGGAUAUCGGUGCUGACCAACGUGGCCGACCAGCUCUACUACCCGUGUGAACACAUCGCCUGGGCCGCCGACGCCGAGCUGGUCCAGGUGAAGUCUGACAGGUGGUGGGUGCUCAGCACGGUGCUGUGGGGAACCUCGCUGCUGCUGGGAAUACUCAGGUCGCUCCGAGUUCUGCUGCUGCUGAAGAAGAAGCUCCAGAAUCACGAGAGGGACGGAGCUGGCAGCAGCUCUCAGCUGCGCAGACAGAUGCGAGGCGAGCUGCUCUCCAUCCUCGGCAGCAUGGCCGACCUCAGUAACGCCGUCCACUGGAUGCCGCCCGGCUUCCUGUGGGCCGGACGCUUCCCCAACUGGCUGGUCGGGCUGAUGGGAACCACCUCCUCCCUGAUCGGGUUGGUCCAGAUGAGCAACGGAGACAGCGACCAGACAGACAGAACAUAGUCUGAUCUAGUCCUCACAGUGGGAACAGAUCAGGUUCUUUAACCAAGGACUGAAUGAUGAAGUGAAAGGAUGUAGUAGAUCAGACGAAUCAUCUGGAUCAAUAACUGAAUGAUCAGUGAAUAAUCUAAGUUGAGUUGUAGAUUCUCCUCCAAGUGAUUCAUCAAAUGUGAUUGAAAGUGUUGAAAAUGUUUCUUUACUGAGCUCAUUUCUCAGCUAAAUGCUGCAGCAUCGCAUCCCAGAAAUGUGAAAUUUAUUUAGAAUGUACAGUACAGGCCAAAAGUUUGGACACACCUUCUCAUUCAAUGCGUUUUUCUUUAUUUUCAUGACUAUUUAC
This is a messenger RNA of Centropristis striata (black sea bass), 1173 nucleotides long. It is a transcript of the gene pex11g, whose product is annotated as peroxisomal biogenesis factor 11 gamma. NCBI's taxonomy places the organism in Eukaryota, Metazoa, Chordata, Actinopteri, Perciformes, Serranidae. The coding region runs from base 105 to 839 and encodes 244 amino acids. Gene Ontology annotation, cellular component: peroxisomal membrane. Gene Ontology annotation, biological process: peroxisome fission. The record is from RefSeq and is a predicted model, not a curated record. The transcript has 5 exons.